This is a messenger RNA of Prosopis cineraria, 1282 nucleotides long. RefSeq lists its product as uncharacterized. The record is from RefSeq and is a predicted model, not a curated record. NCBI's taxonomy places the organism in Eukaryota, Viridiplantae, Streptophyta, Magnoliopsida, Fabales, Fabaceae.
GUUUACGUGUCGGGCUAUGAAAGCAAAGAUGAAUCAUCACCGCCCACACAUACAUGGAGGUCCCACAUAAAAAUAUGAAUAAACUAAAAUAAAAUAAGAACAAAAAUAUGUCGGUCCACACGUAGUCACACAAAUAUCAGUCUUUCCGUUUACAGUAAAUAUCUUCUUCUUCUUCCACAAUGACUCACUCUUCCCGAACCUUCCAGAUGCCCAUGGCAGCACUCCAGCUAACCACUCUCUUCUCUUUCCCUCAGAUAUUUUUGGUCCUUAUAAAAACAUACACUCAUCUUCAUGGCUCCUUGCUUCUUUGCUUUCUUCUGUCAAUAACAACCAGGGACUUCAAGUGUCAGAUUCCAAGAGCUCGGUGGCUGUUAGCUUUGUUGAUGGAUUUUGAUGUAUUUGCCGUUUAGCUGAAUUGGGAGUUUUUUAGGUGAAGAUAAAUGGAGACUCGUAAGGUAGGGUCGUCAUCGUUGUCUUACUAUGCCCUUCUUGGUAUUAGUUCAGAUUCUUCCGGUACAGAAAUAAGGAGAGCUUAUCACAAGCUUGCUUUGCAAUGGCAUCCAGAUAGGUGGACAAGAACUCCUUCCUUGUUGAGUGAAGCCAAACAGAAAUUUCAGCAAAUUCAAGAAGCCUAUUCAGUUUUAUCAGACCACAAGAAAGAACUAUACGAUGCAGGGCUGUAUGAUCCUGAUGACGAAGAAGAUGAGGGCUUUUCUGAGUUUAUGGAAGAGAUGGUGUCUCUCAUGACUCAAGUGAGGAGGGAGGAAAAGGGUUAUUACAGUAUGGAGGAGUUGCAGAGCCUGUUUGCUGAGAUGAGUAAUGAAUUUAAUCAGUCAGCUUCAUGGCGUUUUGGGGCCUCCAUUCUUGAAGAUCACUGCUCUAAGAGGAUCCGUUUGGACAAACAAGGCAGAAUCUAACAUGAAAGAAUCAUUGCCAGUCUUCUUCCCAGAAGAGGAGGGGAGUGAUCUGGUUUGGUUGCUGAUGAAUUUUGCUCAAAUGGGAUGAACAACGUUAAGAAGAACAUGUAGCUUUUGAGAGUGACUGAGAAGUCAGAAUCCUGAAAUGCAUUGUGAUUGUGCCAGUUUUGUUGUUAGAAGAGGACCAACUUUUCAAUUCCGUGUUUUGGUUUGGGUUUGACAGGAUGACACAACUGGGUAGUCAAUUGAAAGUUGGGAUUUUGGAGUGCUUGCCUGUUUUGAGUUAUGUUCAUUUCAAAUUUUCUGAUUUGGUCCACAGUGUAUUGUGCGCACAAAAGGUUAAGGGGAAAUAUUUUUGGUUCAAA